This is a messenger RNA of Spinacia oleracea (spinach), 500 nucleotides long. Its product is annotated as histone H4. Gene Ontology annotation, molecular function: protein heterodimerization activity; structural constituent of chromatin; DNA binding. Bases 74 to 385 code for a protein of 103 amino acids. The transcript has a single exon. Gene Ontology annotation, cellular component: nucleosome. The record is from RefSeq and is a predicted model, not a curated record. Lineage: Eukaryota; Viridiplantae; Streptophyta; Magnoliopsida; Caryophyllales; Amaranthaceae.
CCCAGAACAUAAAUCAUCACCACAAAAAGGAAAUCAAUUAAAAAAGAAAGAAUCGAAAUUUGGAAUCUGGAAAAUGUCAGGAAGAGGGAAGGGAGGAAAGGGGUUAGGAAAGGGAGGAGCAAAGAGGCACAGGAAGGUGUUGAGGGAUAACAUUCAGGGUAUUACUAAACCUGCUAUUCGUCGAUUGGCUAGGCGAGGAGGAGUAAAGAGGAUAAGCGGCCUUAUUUAUGAAGAGACUCGUGGUGUUCUUAAGAUAUUCUUGGAGAAUGUGAUUAGAGAUGCAGUCACUUACACUGAGCACGCUCGUCGCAAGACUGUUACUGCUAUGGAUGUUGUUUAUGCUCUUAAGAGGCAAGGCCGUACUCUUUAUGGGUUUGGUGGUUAACUGUUUUUCUGAUUUUGAUUUUGAUUUUGAUUUUGAUUUUGAUUUUGAUUUUGAUUUUGAAUGUAAUUGGAUCUGAUGGUUUAUAUAUGAAAUAGAUGGGUUUAGUCUUUGUCAA